AUGCCAUUAUCCACGCAGAUUCGCCGUAUCGCGGUCGUUGGCGCUGGCCCGGCCGGCCUUGCUGCUGUGAAAUAUCUAUUGGCUGAGAAUCGCUUCGACACAAUUGAUGUCUUUGAGCGAAGAAGUCAUUCGGGAGGAGUUUGGAACCAUAGCCCUGCAGCGCUCAAGGAAGCUGUCCCAACGCAAGUGCCGCAGCUCAGUUCGACUCAAACACUCGAGGAACCAGUCUGGCUUCCCAAGGGUGCAUCCAGAAAUGACCAAGAGCCCACCUUUAUCUCCCCAAUAUACGACACUUUGGAUACCAAUCUGCCAAAAGAGUUGAUGACGUUUGGCGAGAAACAGUUUCCAUCCGACGAGCAGGAUUUCCCAAGACAUUUCAUAGUGAAGGAUUAUGUGAGGGAUUAUGGGAAAGACAUCGAGAGACAUAUCCAGUUUGAGACCCAGGUGUUGGAUAUCCAAAAGGAUAGCGACGCAGGUUGGGUAGUGACGACACAAAGUCUGCGCAACGAGACCACAACAACUGCCUCUUAUGAUGCUGUUGUUGCUGCAAGUGGACAUUUCGAUGUCCCAUUUCUCCCGGAUAUUUCAGGCAUCGUGAGCUGGAAUAAUGCCUAUCCGGGAGUUAUCAUACACUCCAAGUUCUAUGACUCUCCGAAACCCUUCAGUGACAAGAAGGUUGUCGUUAUUGGAAGUUCGGCCUCGGGGCUUGAUAUCGGCAAUCAGAUUAACGAAGUCUGCAAAGGAAAGGUCCUCGCAUCACAGCGGACAGAUCUCUACCUGUCACCUUCGACCGCUACGGACAAGGCAUAUUACCCCGAGAUUGUAGAGUUCCUUCCGCCAGCUACUCACGAGAGGUCUGUCCGAUUUGCGGAUGGCAGAAUUGAGAGUGGCAUUGAUGCAAUUGUCUUCUGCACCGGGUUUCUCUACUCUUUUCCCUUCCUGUCCUCCCUCAAUCCCCCUGUCGUUACGCAUGGCCGCAGGGUAGAGAACACCUACCAGCAUAUUUUCUAUAUCCCGGAGCCUACCCUUGUCUUCCCCGUCCUGCCUCAAAGGAUCAUUCCCUUUCCAUUAUCUGAGAACCAGGCUGCCGUCAUCUCCCGUGUCUGGUCUGGUCGCCUCGAGCUCCCGUCCACAACCGAGAUGGAAUCAUGGGAAAGUUCAACUGUUGCCCAGAAAGGUGAUAGUACUGCAUUCCACCUUAUGCCCUAUCCACUAGAUGCCAAUUACAUGAACAUGCUCCAUGAUUGGGCAUCCACAGCCGAACCACGCGCUGGGCUUACCAAUGAUGGCAAUGGCAAGCAAUGCAAUCGCUGGAGUGAGAAAGAAAGGUGGAUGCGAGAAAUGGUCCCCGAGAUGCGCAAAGCAUUUUUUACAAAGGGCGAAGAGCGGCGCUCAAUUAAGACUCUGGAACAGCUUGGGUAUGACUUCAAAAGAUGGCGCAAUGAGCUGAAUCACUUUCCAUGA
This is a messenger RNA of Aspergillus mulundensis, 1464 nucleotides long. RefSeq names its product putative flavin dependent monooxygenase. Gene Ontology annotation, molecular function: NADP binding; N,N-dimethylaniline monooxygenase activity; flavin adenine dinucleotide binding. The transcript has 2 exons. Bases 1 to 1464 code for a protein of 487 amino acids. The record is from RefSeq and is a predicted model, not a curated record. NCBI's taxonomy places the organism in Eukaryota, Fungi, Ascomycota, Eurotiomycetes, Eurotiales, Aspergillaceae.